Molecule: messenger RNA, 3130 nt
Organism: Thermothelomyces thermophilus ATCC 42464
Lineage: Eukaryota; Fungi; Ascomycota; Sordariomycetes; Sordariales; Chaetomiaceae
Exons: 3
Coding region: 111-3038 (975 amino acids)
Biological process (GO): isoleucyl-tRNA aminoacylation
Cellular component (GO): cytosol
Molecular function (GO): aminoacyl-tRNA deacylase activity; tRNA binding; ATP binding
Source: RefSeq, a predicted model, not a curated record
CGAACGCCGAGCUUCAGAUUUUGCCCAGACAGCGACUCGGUGCUCGGAGCAACCGACCUUGAACUUUUUGCGCGACAGGCGCCCGCUAUGACGGCGACGUGACCAAGACAAUGUCCAAGAGCUGGGCAUCGACGCUACGACUGCCCAAGUCGACGUUCCCACCGCGCCCGCUGCCGCAGAACCGCGACCAGUACAUCCGUCGAUGCGCCGAUGACUUGUACAAGUGGCAGGCGGCAAACCGCCCGGCCGACGACGAAUUCGUGCUGCACGAUGGCCCGCCCUACGCCAACGGCAGUCUGCACGCCGGGCAUGCCCUGAACAAGAUCCUCAAGGACAUGAUCCUGCGCGUCAAGAUCCAGCAGGGCCGCCGCGUCUCGUACGUCCCCGGCUGGGACUGCCACGGACUGCCCAUCGAGCUCAAAGCCGUCGACGUCGCCGCCGGAAAGAGCAUGUCCCCCGGCGCCAUCCGCAAGGCCGCACGCAAGCUCGCCGCUAAGACGGUGACGGAACAGAUGAAGGCCUUUCGCACGUACGGCGUCAUGGCCGACUGGGAUGCCCGCUGGACAACCAUGGACAUGGCCUACGAGGUCCGCCAGCUGAGGCUGUUCCAGAGGAUGGCCCGCCGCGGGCUCGUCUACCGCCGCUACAAGCCCGUCUACUGGUCGCCUUCGUCCGGCACCGCCCUGGCCGAGGCCGAGCUCGAGUACAACGAGGCUCACGUGUCCAAGGCCGCCUACGUGCGCUUCCCCGUCGUCGGCGGGCACGAGGGGCUGCCGGGGCUGGACCGGUUGGAAGGGCGCCUGUAUGCCGUCAUCUGGACCACCACGCCCUGGACCCUGCCGGCGAACCGCGCGAUCGCGGUACACGACGAGCUGACUUAUCACCUCGUGAGGGCCGGACAGGACGCUUUUCUGGUCGCCGAGAACUGCCUGGAGCGCGUCGCCAAGGUGCUGCCGGGGGCGCCCGAGGUCGAGGUCCUCGCCACGGUUAAGGGCUGUGAGCUCACCCGGCUGCGGUACGUCAACGUGCUUCGCGGCCGGUCGGCCGAGCCGCAGCCGUUCAUGCACGGCGACUUUGUGACGGACGGCUCGGGAAGCGGGCUGGUCCACUGCGCGCCGGGGCAUGGCUUCGACGACUACCUGGCCUGCUUGCCUCGGGGCAUCCCCGUGUCGGCCCCCGUGGACGGCGACGGCCGGUUCACGGACGAGGCGUUCCCCGACCAGCCGGACCGCUUGCGGGGCAUCUCGGUUCUCGACGGUGGCAGCAGCGCCGUGCUCGAGAUCCUUGGGGACGACGUCUUGGACGUCCACGACUAUCGUCACAAGUACCCCUACGACUGGCGGACCAAGCAGCCCAUCAUCAUCCGGGCGACGGCGCAGUGGUUCGCCGACGUGGGUACCAUCAAGGACGCCGCGCUGGCAGCCAUCGGCAAGGUGCGCUUCGUUCCCGAUAACGCAAAGAACAGGCUCGAGGCCUUCGUCAAGGGCCGCAGCGAGUGGUGCAUCUCGAGGCAGCGGGCCUGGGGCGUGCCGAUACCCGCCCUGUACGAGCCCGACGGCAACGCGGUCAUGACCGACGAGGUCAUCGACCACAUCAUCUCGGUCAUCCAGGAGCGGGGGACGGACGCGUGGUGGACCGACGCCCCCGACGACCCGGCCUGGAUCCCCGAGGCGCUCCGCGGCAGGGGCCAGUACUCGCGCGGGCGAGACACGAUGGACGUCUGGUUCGACAGCGGCACCAGCUGGACCAUGAUGGGCGACAAGCAGGCCGACCUGUAUCUGGAGGGCUCCGACCAGCACCGCGGUUGGUUCCAGUCCAGCCUGCUCACCAGAGUAGCCGCUGCCGCCGACGCGGACCACGACGGCGGGUCCGACGGCGGGCGGCGGACCACGGGGUCGACAACGACCGACACGCUCGGCCUAUCGCCCUUCAAGACACUCAUCACACAUGGCUUCACGCUGGAUAAGGACGGCAAGAAGAUGUCCAAGUCGCUGGGCAACAUCAUCUCGGCCGACCAGGUCAUGGACGGCUCGCUCCUGCCGCCCCUCAAGCCCAAGAAGAAGUCGGGCAACGCGGGCCCGGUCAAGGACGCGCUGGGCCCGGACGCGCUCCGCCUCUGGGUGGCCAGCAGCGACUACACGCGCGACAUCGUGCUGGGCGAGCCGGUGCUCAAGACGAUCCACCAGGCGCUGCUCAAGUACCGCACGACCAUCAAGAUGCUGACGGGGUCGAUGCACCGGUCGGCCCGGACGGCGCCCCUGACGGCGGUCGACGAGAUCGCGCUGCUGCAGCUGGGCGACGUCAUGGACGAGGUGGGACGGCACUACGACGCGCACGAGUUCAACAAGGCGUUUGGCGCGCUCAACCGCUGGCUCGCCAACGACCUGUCGGCCUUCUACCUCGAGGCGCUCAAGGACCGCCUCUACUGCGCCGACGGCGGCGGCGUGCUCGAGCCCAUCUUCGUCGGCUUCCUGCGCAUGCUCGCCCCCGUCGCCCCGCUGCUGGUCGAGGAGGCCUGGGAGCACCGGCCGCAGUGGCUCAAGGACGACGACCCGGACGCGCUCCACCCGCUGCGCCAGCUCUACCGCGCGCCCCUGAUCGACCCGGCCCGGCUCACCCGCGACCCGGCCGAGCUGAGGGAGGCGGUGCCGGUGCUCAUGGCCGCGCACGCGGCCAUCAAGGCGGCGUCGGAGCCGGCCCGUGCCGACAAGGUGCUCGGCUCGUCCCUGCAGUGCCACGUCGUGCUGGAGGUGCCCGAGGGGGGGCGGGCGCUGCGGAUCCUGCGCGCGCACGAGGCGGAGCUGCCCGCCAUGUUCGUCGUGUCCUCGGUGGAGCUCAACGGCGCCGUCGGGGAGGAGGAGAAGGAGGAGGGGUGGAAGUACUGCCAGCAGUUCGAGCUGGACGGGCAGCAGUGCAAGGCCUGGGUGCUCCCGCCACGGCAGGCCAAGUGCCCCCGCUGCUGGAGGUACGUGGCGCCCAGCGAGGACGAGCUGUGCGGGCGGUGCGAGGAGGUCGUAGGCCAAUCUGUUGUACAGUAGGCGCGCGUGUGUGUAUUGUGUGUGUUCCGUAAUGUAUACAUACUAUAGAGAUGUAAGAUCAAAGUUCCAGUUACCGAAAUAUAUGAUUAUAG